CUGUCAUGGAACUUUAUCCAGACGCCAAACUCGCUAUUGGUCCCUCCGAUUGAAAACGGAUUUUAUUACGAUUUCGAUCUCGGAACUGAUAGCGACGGCAAGCCGCUUGCAUUUUCGCCGGAAGCCCUAGAGAAAAUUGAGAAACGUAUGCGGCAAAUCGUUGCUGGCAAGCAUGAGUUUAACUAUCGAGAAAUCGGUCCUGAUGAAGCACGCGAGUUAUUCAAAGAUCAGUCCUAUAAACUGGAGUUGAUAGAUGGACUCAUUGAGGGCAAUGUCGAUGAAUAUGGGGCUGUGAUCGAUGAAACACCGGUCUUGAGUACUUAUCGACAGGAUACCUUUGAAGACCUCUGUCGCGGUCCCCAUGUCGGAGACACAGGCGAGAUACGCCCCGAUGCCUUCAAACUCUUGACUGUCGCCGGUGCAUAUUGGCGAGGCGAUGAAAAUAACGCCAUGCUUCAGCGUAUCUACGGCACAGCGUGGCACACCAGGGACGAGCUCAAGCAGCACCUGCAAAUGCUUGAGGAGGCGAAAAAGCGAGAUCAUCGAAAACUGGGCAGGGAUCUAGAAAUCUUUAUCUUUGAUGAAGACGUUGGUCCUGGGCUUCCCCUGUGGCUGCCAAACGGUGGUAUCAUUAUCGAGGAGCUAGAAGGGCUUGCCAAAGAGAUGGAAGGAAAACGAGGAUAUGAUCGGGUCAGGACACCUCACCUCGCCAAAGACGCACUGUUUGAGCGUACUGGUCACCUCUUGCAUUAUGCUGAGAGCAUGUACCCGCCUAUGGAGAUGGAGGGUGUGCGGUACUACAUGAAACCGAUGAACUGCCCAUUUCAUCACAAGAUUUUUGACAGCAAAUCGCGAAGCUAUCGUGAUCUACCCCUUCGCUUGGGCGAAUACGGCACAUGCUAUCGCUUUGAAAAGAGUGGUGAACUCUUCGGUCUCAUGCGGGUGCGUUCUAUGCAGAUGAACGACGCACACAUCUACUGCUCAGAGGAACAGUUUGAAGAGGAGUUCAUGGGGGUCGUUGACCUAUACCUAGAAUAUUUCCGAAUCUUCGGCGUCGAGAAAUAUGUGAUGCGCCUGAGUACGCACCACAAGACUGGACUUGGCAAAAAGUAUAUCGAUAACGAACCGAUGUGGCUCAAAACCGAAGAGAUGGUCCGUAACGCCAUGAAGAAUGGUAACGUGCCUUUUGUAGAAGUUCCAGAUGAAGCUGCGUUCUACGGUCCCAAAAUUGACGUGCAGAUUUGGAGUGCCAUCGGUAGGGAGUUUAGUCUCGCCACGAAUCAAGUCGAUUUUGCCGUACCAGCGAGAUGCGAUUUGAGCUUUAUCAAUAGAGCAGGCAAAUCUGAAAUCCCGAUAUGCCUCCAUCGCGCUCCCUUGGGUACGCACGAGCGGAUGAUCGGUUUCCUGCUUGAGCAUUAUGCCGGGAAGUUUCCUGUUUGGCUCUCACCGGAACAUGCGCGUGUGAUUCCAAUCAACGACAGUCAUAACGACUAUGCUCAGAAGAUUGCUGAACGGUUGAGAGAAGCCAAAAUUCGUGCACAAGCGGAUCUUGGGCCAGACCGCAUGAAUGCAAAGAUUCGUCAAGCCCAGUUGAUGCAGGUGCCUUAUAUGCUUGUUGUUGGGGACAGAGAAGUUGAAAACAGCACUAUUUCUCUCCGGAAAAGAGAUGGGUCGCGUCAGAACGGCUUACCUGUCGAAGAAUUUGUAGCCGCUGUCCAAGAUCGCAUAGCAACCCGCUCGAACGAGCUAUAG
Geodia barretti is the source of this 1752-nucleotide messenger RNA. The record is from the annotation of a GenBank genome assembly. NCBI's taxonomy places the organism in Eukaryota, Metazoa, Porifera, Demospongiae, Tetractinellida, Geodiidae.